AUGUGUCCGCCUAAUACUUCCAUAAUGGAAUCCAGAGAAGUCAACCUACCUGCCCCAGAAUUCAAGAAAGAUGAUCGACAAGAAGAGCCAAAGUUGGAAACAGCAUCCGAUGCAUCAUCAGGCGGUGAAACAAUUGUUGCUGGAAACAUUGAAGGGAAGAAAUCCCAAGAAAACGGGAGUUUCCAAGCGAUGCCUUCGAAUAUUUGGAAUUUCGGGUCAGCGACGAGGAAGGAAAAGGAAUCGAGGAGAACGUUGGCGUGCAAGCUCUACGAGGAGCGGCACGGCAACGGGGAUGAUACUGGAGAGGGGAUGGAUCGGUUGUGGGAGCUGUACGAGGACGAAUGGAACGAAGAGAGCAGCGAGACGGAGUCGGGGAGGGAAAGAGGACAGACAAGCGACGACGAGGACGAUGACGAAGUUGAAGUGAGCGAAGAAACGUGUUGCUUGGAGGCAUUUAGGUUAUCAGCUGGGAAGGUGAACAAUCUGGGACUAGUGAGGCCUAAUUUGGUCAGGAUUUCCAGGGCCAUCAGCGGGAUUCGGAGGUUGCAUCAGGUGGCUACGCAUAGCAAGUAG
Molecule: messenger RNA, 573 nt
Organism: Eucalyptus grandis
Lineage: Eukaryota; Viridiplantae; Streptophyta; Magnoliopsida; Myrtales; Myrtaceae
Exons: 1
Coding region: 1-573 (190 amino acids)
Source: RefSeq, a predicted model, not a curated record